Molecule: messenger RNA, 2442 nt
Organism: Caenorhabditis angaria
Lineage: Eukaryota; Metazoa; Nematoda; Chromadorea; Rhabditida; Rhabditidae
Source: the annotation of a GenBank genome assembly
AUGACAACAACUUCUGGUGAGUUUGAUUUAAAAACAAAACGUUUAUUUAGGGUUAAAAUUUUGAGCUUGAUGUAACAUUUAAAAAACUAUAAAAAAUAAAAUUUUCAGAAAUUGCAACGUCUACACCACAAAUUAUAACAACUUCUGGUAAGUUGGAAGGCUUUGUUGCAAAGAGUUAGAAUUUAAAGCAUAAUGAAACACGGAACUAAAUUCAAAUAACUAGAAUCUAGUUUAUCUCAAAGAUCUAUCGACUACACAACGUUCCGAAACGCAAUUGGGUGAGAGGAGAGAGAUUCUAGAGAAAAACAUACGUUUUUAGUGGGCAAACGUGCUCAAAUGAGAAUAAGAACUCCAUUUUUUCGAACAUUUUCUGAGAGGUCGUUCAAGCGUAUUGCCGACAUUGAUCAAACAAAUGGCCAAGCGCUAUACACACAUGUAUUAUUUUUCUUUGUUUUUUGAAAAAUGAAGCGAGGCGACAAGAGUUCACGCGAAUAAUCAACAAAACGUGAAUUCUUUUAUGUUUUUCUCUAAAUCUCUUCCUCUCACCCUAUUGCAUUUUAUCAUUAGCCUAAAAUGUUGUGACUAUAACAUAUGCGCCUUUGUUUUCUCACAAGCAGAUUUUUCCGUAGUUUGAUCUCUGGCAAAAAUAACAUUCUUAAAGAUCUACAGUUCUUCCCAGAUUCACUAAAAACCAUUACGUUAUCCAAGAAUGUUUCAUCUUUGAUUUGAUUUCGUAUCAAACAACACUCAAUCCUAUUGUUAUGCCAUUUUAUGUCGAAAUUGUGACAAAACGUGUUUUUGGCCCCCCAAGUUUUUAUUAUUUUCGGUAUAUACAUUUUUUUCUUCAUUUGUUUUUUAUCAGCCUAAAAAUGAUCUCAUCGAUUUUCUAUUUUCUAAUAAUUAUUUGUGUGCAAAACGUGGAUUUGUGUAUACCGACACAGAUUGUUGAUUGUAGGUUUUACGUUGGCAGUUCUCAGAGAUUCUCUGGCCAGCUCGCCACCAGAUCGCUGCGGCCACCUGGAAACCGCAUGACCGCCAGGUCGCCUCGAGUUUUCCGGCGACGUGGCCUGUGUGUUUGAAAUUCUGGAACGCUGGCGAGACAGUGGUUUGUACUCAAAACACUGCAUUUUCUACAUACUGUUUUUUUCACUUCCUAAGGUUUCAAGUGCUGCGAAAAAACAGAAAAUGAGCCAAUUUUUUCGAAAAUGCCUCAAUUCACAAGUUUUUCAGUCAUUUUCAUGAAAAUUCAUUUUGACGCGGCGAAGUGGCCACCACAUGGUAGCCAUGUGGCCGUGACCUAGCCAGAGCCUGGCCACCUUGCCAGCAAAAAAAACGGGCGACAUGAUUUCCAUGUGGUUUCCAGGUCAGCCAGCCUCCCCACCUGGUGGCGAGCUGGCCAGCGAAUCUCUGAGCAUCAUAGCUCCAUUUCAAAAUAAUUUUUGUGAAAAAUAAAGUUUCAGAUAUUGAUCAGCAUAGUCGAUUUACUAAAAUUACAUCAAUAAAACACUUUAUUUCGAAAAUUUUUUUUGUUUUUUAUUUUUGGGCUGAAAAUUCAUAUGUGCCCUUGCUCAUUCUUUUUUCAAAAUCAAAAUUUUUUUCUGAAAAUUUGAUUUAUUCAUGAUUUUUGGGUAAAUCGACCACGCUCAUCAUGAUCAAAAGUUGAGUUAGGAUGUGUUUUAUGAGCCAAUUUUGGCAAUAUUUGAACUUUUGAGAGCCCAAAACUUGGCUCAGAGGUCCAUUGGGAGAUUAGCGAAAAUAAAAAACUUGGUGAGAUCAUCACAUGAUUUUUUUUCUGAAGCCUAAUCUGAACUUCUAAUAAAUUGGUGAACUCACAGAAUAAUCAUCAAAAAGGCAUCUAACUCAACCACUGUAAUUCUAGACUCGUCACCCACCACAUCUACAACAUCAACGACGACCACAACCACGACUACAACAACCACAACCACAACCACAACCCCUAUUCCAUCUUGCCCUGACACAACUUGGAUAGAAAUGGAUCGAGGAACCUAUACUUGGUGCAUGAAAAUCUAUCACGGCUCAAUUCUCGGACCAGAAGCUGAUGGUGCUUGUGCAACUCUUUAUUCAACAGCAGUCGCAUCCGGAUUUCAGAAUCUCGCCGAACUUUCAACAAUGAUCGGUGCAGCGGUCGCAGAAGUUCCAGGCGUCUAUUAUAUCUUCGUUGGUGCAACAAGAACUGCGGCUUGUGCAAAUGUAGCAGGAGUUAACGCAAUUUGCACAACACUGACCUCUUUUGAAUGGUCAGAUCCGUAUACUUCUGGAAGCGAUGGUUUCAAUUGGCGAGCUGGACAACCGGAAAAUGGUGAUUUGGUGGGUGGGAAAGAGGAGAAGUAUCUUUUGGUGAAAACAGAUGAUCAAUUGAUGGAUGAUACUUUUCCGGAUGAAUAUUUUCCUGGAGCUGUUUGUGGAAUGUUACCUGUGUAG